This is a messenger RNA of Bombina bombina (fire-bellied toad), 1403 nucleotides long. Its product is annotated as keratin, type I cytoskeletal 9. NCBI's taxonomy places the organism in Eukaryota, Metazoa, Chordata, Amphibia, Anura, Bombinatoridae. The record is from RefSeq and is a predicted model, not a curated record. Bases 32 to 1222 code for a protein of 396 amino acids. The transcript has 6 exons.
CCCAUACACACAGCUGCAUCUGGUGAACAGAAUGUUGCUGAUACAAGUGUUUAUCCUCGUACUGCUCUGCGUAGGUAUCAAAAAUAGUUCAGCAUCCUCAGAUGAUAGCAGUGAUGAACCAGACGAUGCGUGUGAGGAAAAGGAAUUAGAUAGUAAUUGUACAGGAGAAAGUAACAGGGAAGGAGGAAGUAACAGGAGAGGAGGAAGUAACAGCAGAGGAGUAAGUAACAGCAGAGGAGGAAGUAACAGCAGAGAAAGAAGUAAUGGGAGAGGAGGAAGUAACAGCAGAGGAGGAAGUAAUCAGAAAGAAGUAAGUAACAGUAAAGGAGGAAGUAACAAGAGAGGAGGAUGUAACGGUACAGGAGGUAGUAACGGGAGAGAAGGAUGUAAAAGGGCAGGAGGAAGUAACGAGAGAGGAGGAAGUAACGAGAGAGGAGGAAGUAAUGAGAGAGGAAGAAUUAACGAGAGAGGAGGAAGUAAUGAGAGAGGAGGAAGUAACAAGAGAGGAGGAAGUAAUGAGAGAGGAGGAAGUAACGAGAGAGGAGGAAGUAACGAGAGAGGAGGAAGUAAUGGGACAGGAGGAAAUAACGGGACAGGAGGAAGUAACAGUGCAGGAGGAAGUAACGAGACAGGAGGAAGUAAUGGGACAGGAGGAAGUAACGGGGCAGGAGGUAGUAAAGGUGCGGGAGGUAUUAACAGGACCGAAGGAAGUAACGGGAGAGGAGGAAGUAAUGGGACAGGAGGAAGUAACGAGAGAGGAGGAAGUAAUGGGACAGGAGGAAGUAACGAGAGAGGAGGAAGUAACAGGACAGGAGGAAAAAAUGGAUCAGAAGGAUCCAAUUCCACAGGUCACUUGAAUAUCAUCAUCCCUUGUGUUGUUAUUUUGUUGCUGCUAACAAUUUCUGCUACAGUCUUUGUUUUAUGGAGAAAGAAGCACAGGAGACAAGGAAAUGCAGGAAAUGGAGGAAAUUUUCCCAGACAGGCUCUGACCACUGUUUAUAUUGAAGCAAAAAAUCCAGAAAUGAAAGAACUACCUGUGAUGACCACAAACACACAGCACUUCUAUGAGGAAAUAACUGACCGGCCGCAGAUAACUGGAGAUACAAAGAACGAUUCAUGUAAUUCCACUCUGGGCCCAUCAGCACCAGCCCAGCAAGAUAAUGUGCAGAACUCAGGGGAAGGACAAUACACUCUUCUUGGACCAGUACCCAACAAGGAUUAAACUGAAAUACUAAACUACGUGUUAAUUAUAUCUAUGUCACAUACUGAAAUGAUAAUAAAUGACUGUACAGAACAAUGAUUGAAAAAUGUUUAAAAAAUUGAAUUGUCCUAUAAUAUAUAUUUAUUUUUAUUGGAUAAUUGACUAAUGGAUAUUAAAAGGAUUUUAUUUUGGAGUGAUAUAA